ACUCGAUCCAUCGACCAAUCAAAGCAUUCGUUAUGAUUAUUCCAUGCCAUGUGCUUAGGCUCGUCCUCAGAGUUGUGUGGAGGAUUUCAAAACCUGGCCAAGUUCUACAGAUCUCCCGUGGUUGGAGUCUGUUAACAUCUAACAGAUGUUUGGGAACGGUGCCAUUUGUUCUGCACAUGCAACGCAAUGCCGACUUUAAAUUGAUCUCAUCUCAACAUUACUUUUUUAAAAAUUAGGAAAAUGGCUGAAACAAGCUGCUGUCUCGAAUAUAUAUGUAGCAGCUGCCCCAUGUUCCAGCACAAAUCCAGCUUCCACAGUCACCUGAUUUUUAAAUGCUAAAAUUCUGAGCGACAAUUUCCUUUGAUGUUUACUCCCAGCUAGCCUGGAAAUAAACCACCAAUGUUUCAAAAAUUAAACGAAUCCAAAAUGUUCCGAGUGAAGAAGAAAUUCUUGUUGGUGCUGAUUGUAGUCUACGCUUUUCCAAUGUUCUUCCUGGUCUACCUUACUGUCAGUACUGAUGAUUAUAUUUCUUACGGUAACAAUGGAGCCUACGGUGUCAGUCGCUUGGAAGCAAAGCUGGCACAACGAGUUAGAGAAAUGGAAGAGAAGAACCAGUUUCUUCAAAAGCAGUUAAGUCUGUCCCAGAAUCAAUUACUAAAUCUUCAAAUGAGCUUCGCUGCUGACAAUGAUACCAAAUUUGCUUCCUACAAAAAUCAUAUGAAUGGUACAUGCCUUCGAUGUCUGAAUAAUGAACCAGAAGUCCCAAAAUGUGAGAUUAUCCAUGUGGCUAUUGUAUGUGCUGGGCACAAUGCUACAAGAGAUGUCGUCACGUUAAUUAAAAGUAUUCUGUUCUACCGCAAGAAUCCUCUUCACUUUCAUUUCAUCUCUGAUAGUGUCGCUCAUCUCAUCUUACAGAAAUUAUUCAAAACCUGGAAUGUUGCUGAAGUUCAAGUUAGCUUCUAUUCUGCCAAUGAAAUCAAGCCUGAAAUUGCUUGGAUUCCAAACAAACAUUACUCCGGGGUAUACGGUCUGAUGAAACUGACUCUCCCCAAGUUACUACCCUUAGAAAAGGUUAUUGUCCUUGACACUGAUAUCACAUUUGCUACAGAUAUUGCAGACCUGUGGAAAAUAUUCAGAAUAUUGAAAGGAAAACAAGCAAUUGGUCUUGUUGAGAAUCAGAGUGAUUGGUACCUUGGAAAAUUAUGGAAAAACCACCGUCCAUGGCCUGCUUUGGGCCGAGGGUUUAAUACUGGCGUAAUUCUGUUGGACAUCCGAAUGCUGCAAGAAUUGAACUGGAUGCAGGUAUGGCGCCUCAUUGCUGAACGUGAACUGAUGAGUAUGCUGUCAACAUCGUUAGCAGACCAGGAUAUCUUCAAUGCCGUCUUAAAGCAACAUCCUUACCUAGUGUAUCGACUGCCAUGUCAGUGGAACGUCCAACUCAGUGACAACACACGGAGCGAGCAAUGUUACAGCGAAGUAGCAGAUUUAAAGAUCAUACACUGGAAUUCUCCCAAGAAACUAAAAGUUAAGAAUAAAAAUGUCGAGUUCUUUCGGAACCUUUAUCUAACAUUCCUGAAAUACGAUGGCAAUUUGCUACGCCAAGAAUUGUUCGCUUGUGGAACCACACGUGUUGGACCUCGCUUCCAAGAUCAGUUGAGUGCCAUCAACGAAGACGACGAAUGCUAUGACUUUCGUCGUGAACAGAUCAUCAUUCACCGCACUCACCUCUACUAUCUGGACUACGAUUACCAGCCAACAGAUUUCGAUGUUACCUUGGUGGCCCAGCUAAGCAUGGACCGACUGCAAAUGCUUGAGACAAUCUGUCGACACUGGGAAGGCCCUAUAAGCUUGGCUCUGUACAUGUCUGAUGCAGAAGUGCAACAGUUUCUGCGCUAUGCCGUCAGCUCUGGCAUUUUAAUGUCUCGCAAGAAUGUCGGUUACCAUGUGGUAUAUCGGGAUGGGCAAUUCUACCCGGUCAACUACCUGCGAAACGUGGCCUUACAACAGGUGAUCACUCCUUAUGUCUACCUUUCAGACAUCGACUUCCUACCCAUGUAUGGUUUAUAUGAAUACCUGAAGAAGGCUGUGUCCAUGAUGGACAUGAAAGACAGUAAAAAAGCCCUCAUUGUUCCAGCUUUUGAGACCCAACGCUACAGACUGACUUUCCCAAAGUCUAAAGCAGAAUUACUUUCCAUGCUUGAUGUUGGUACCCUAUUCACCUUCAGAUAUCAUGUGUGGACGAAAGGUCAUGCUCCAACCAAUUUUGCCAAAUGGAGAACUGCCACUACACCAUACACUAUUCAGUGGGAGUCUGACUUUGAACCCUACAUCGUAGUUGCUGCCAAUGUACCUGUCUAUGAUCAACGAUUCCUUGGUUUUGGAUGGAAUAAAGUUUCCCACAUUAUGGAAUUGGAUGCCAAGGGGUAUGAAUUAAUCGUCCUGCCAAAUGCUUUCAUGAUCCACAUGCCUCAUGCUCCUAGUUUUGAUAUUGCCAAAUUCCGUUCUAGUUCAACAUAUCGUAGAUGUUUAAAAGUUUUAAAAGGAGAAUUUCAAAGAGACUUGUACCGAAAAUAUGGCAUAAAAGCAUUGAAGUAUUUGUCUGUAGAGUGAAGAGGAAUUGCUAGUUUUAGUGAAGCUGAAUGGAGAGAUAACAAUAAUAAUAAUACUAAUAAUUAUUAUGAUUAUUAUAACGACUGCGUACAAACAAGAAAAAAAAAAAAGAAACAUCCAGUACAGCAAUAAUAAUAAUUAUAAUGAUUUCGACAAGUGAUUUUGUCCUUUGAGUGGACAGACAAUAUUAGAAUGACCGUGAUGUUGAUACAAGAGAGGAGUAAUGGACUAAGUACUUAGUUCCGUCCCUCUAAUUUCCAGGCUCAACACUGACCGUCAAAUCUGUAUGGGUUACCUACAACAGAUACCAGUAAUUUACUGGGGUUUCAUUCAAUUGACUUACAUCCCUCCUCCACCAAUGGUUAGGCAUUUCAUCUCUAGUCACAAACAGAAGUCAUUACUUUUAUUUAUUUAUUUUAGUGAAAUGGAUUUUUAGUUGCCUUUUUUUUCUUUUUUUUUUUAAACCAUUUUCUGAAUCAAAGAAUCAUUUUUUUUUGAAACAUAACAUGUGACCGACUGACUUUACACAUGGAAAAAGCAAAAGAAAAGGAAGCACAUUCGGCUUUUUGGAAUGGUUGAAUAAUGAUUUUGGUUUGAUUGCUAAGUGAUAAUGAUUUCAAGCAUGGAAUGGUAAACGAGAAAUACAUUGAAAGCCAAGAAUUUUAAAAGA
Octopus sinensis (East Asian common octopus) is the source of this 3280-nucleotide messenger RNA. Its product is annotated as LARGE xylosyl- and glucuronyltransferase 2. The record is from RefSeq and is a predicted model, not a curated record. Gene Ontology annotation, biological process: protein O-linked glycosylation via mannose. Gene Ontology annotation, molecular function: glucuronosyltransferase activity; xylosyltransferase activity. Bases 400 to 2610 code for a protein of 736 amino acids. The transcript has 20 exons. Lineage: Eukaryota; Metazoa; Mollusca; Cephalopoda; Octopoda; Octopodidae.